AAAAACUUAAAACAGCAAGCUCCUGAAGAAGCCAAAAAAGAGAGAAAGAAAAGAAGAAAAGCCACUAAGAACCAAGCUGUCAGGCAUCAAUUGCUGUCUCUGCCAAACAAUUUCAAAACCCUAAAAACCUCACUGAUCUCCCUAUUUUAAUUUUCGCGCUAAAAAUUGAAUUAGUGAGGAUGUCAGUUGUUGACGAAGAUCAACAGUGGCUGCUAAAUUGCUUAAAUGCAACACUCGAUCCUAACCAAGAAGUCCGUUCUUUCGCCGAAGCUUCUCUUAAUCAGGCCUCAUUUCAACCAGGUUUUGGACUGGCACUAUCCAAGGUUGCUGCAAACAGGGAGAUCUCUUUAGGAUUGCGUCAGCUAGCAGCAGUUAUUCUGAAGCAAUUUAUUAAGAAACACUGGCGAGAAGGUGAAGAUUCUUUUGAACAUCCUGCCGUAUCAAGUGAAGAAAAGGAGGUUAUAUGCAGACUUCUUUUAGCUUCGUUGGAUGAUUCACAUAAGAAAAUCCGCACAGCAAUAAGUAUGGCCAUGGCAUCAAUUGUUAUGUAUGACUGGCCAGAGGCUUGGCAUGACUUAUUGCCAUCCCUUCUCAAGUUGAUUACUGAUCAAACUAAUAUGAAUGGUGUAAAUGGAGCUCUAAGGUGCUUAGCUCUUCUAUCCGGAGACUUGGAUGAUACAAUGGUGCCAACACUUGUACCUAUUUUAUUCCCAUGCUUACAUACAAUCGUGUCUUCCCCUCAGAUAUAUGACAAAUAUUUGCGUGCAAAGGCCCUUUCAAUAGUUUACGCCUGCACAUCCAUGCUUGGAGCUAUGAGUGAGGUGUAUAAGACAGAAGUCAGUGCAUUAAUGACACCAAUGCUUGAGCCCUGGAUGGACCAAUUCUCUAUUAUAUUACAACAGCCGGUGCAGUCUGAAGAUCCUGAUGAUUGGAGCAUGAGAAUGGAGGUUUUAAAGUGCCUGAAUCAGUUUGUUCAGAAUUUCGUUAGUCUUUCAGGAAAUGGCUUUGGGGUUAUCAUAGGACCUUUGUGGCAAACAUUUGUCACAUCUCUGAGAGUGUAUGAGAAAUCAUCAAUUAAGGGCGCAGAAGAUCCCUACGAUGAUAGUUACGACUCUGAUGGUGCAGAAAAGAGUCUUGAUUCGUUUGUUAUCCAGCUUUUUGAGUUUCUGUUGACUGUUGUUGGCAAUGCAAAACAUAUGAAGGUUGUUUUGGAAAAUGUUAAGGAAUUGGUUUAUUACACCAUAGCUUUUCUGCAAAUUACAGAAAAACAGGUGCAUACAUGGUCAACGGAUGCUAACCAAUUUGUUUCUGAUGAGGAUGAUGUAACCUAUAGCUGUCGCGUUUCUGGUGCACUUCUGCUUGAAGAAGUGGUAAACUAUUUUGGUCGAGAUGGUAUCUGUGCCAUCAUAGAUGCUGUGAGAGAGAGAUUCAACGAGUCUCAACGAGAAAAAGCCUGCGGUUCCGUAUUUUGGUGGAGAAUAAGGGAGGCUACACUCUUUGCUUUGUCAUCUCUGUCAGAGCAAUUGCUUGAAGCUGAGGCUUCUGAAUUGAUCAACGUCAGCUUAGGCAACCUUGUAGAGCAGAUGAUCACUGAAGACGGCAGGACAGGGGUGCAUGAAUAUCCCUUUCUCUAUGCCCGGAUUUUUAUAUCAGUUGCUAAAUUCUCCCCUUUGAUCAGUCAUGGGGUUCUUGAGCAAUAUCUUACUGCUGCAAUACAGGCUGUUGGCAUGGAUGUACCCCCACCUGUGAAAGUAGGUGCUUGCCGGGCGCUUUCCCAACUCCUAUCUCUACCUCGAGCUAACAAAGACAUCAUACAACCUCAAAUGAUGGGUUUAUUUUCAGCACUUACAGAUCUACUUCAUCAGGCAUCUGAUGAGACAUUGCACCUAGUACUUGAAACAUUGCAGGAAGCCAUUAAGGCAGGUCAUGAAGUAUCAGCAAUGGUCGAGCCUAUUAUCGCACCUGUAAUCCUUAGUUUGUGGGCGGUUCAUAUUUCUGACCCCUUUAUUAGUAUCGACGCAGUUGAGGUCCUGGAGGCAGUAAAAAAUAUUCCAGGAUGUAUUCACCCAUUGGUUUCUCGAAUUUUGCCGCAUGUUUGGCCAAUCUUGAAUAAGUCACAUGAGCAGCCUGAUGAACUGGUAGCUGGAUCCUUGGAUCUGGUGACCAUGCUACUAAAGAAUGCUCCAGGCGAUGUAGUAAAGGCAUUAUAUGACGGUUGUUUUGAGGCUAUUAUCCGUAUAGUCCUUCAAAGUGACGAUCAUACUGAAAUGCAGAAUGCUACAGAAUGUUUAGCUGCUUUUAUAUCUGAAGGAAGGCAAGGAAUACUUGCUUGGGCGGCUGAUUCUGGAUUUACAAUGAGAAGUUUGCUUGAUGUAGCUUCAAGGCUUCUUGAUCCUGAUUUGGAAAGCUCUGGAUCCCUUUUUGUUGGGAGUUACAUUUUGCAACUCAUUUUAUAUCUGCCAUCCCAAAUGGCACCUCAUAUGCGAGACCUUGUUGCUGCUCUUGUUAAACGAAUGCAGUCAGCUCAAAUAACAGGAUUGAGAAGCUCCUUGUUACUUAUUUUUGCUAGAUUGGUCCACAUGAGUGUUCCUAAUGUUGAACAGUUUAUAGAUAUGCUAAUCAGUAUUCCAGCUGAAGGCUUCCAUAGCUCCUUCGUUUACAUAAUGUCUGAAUGGACUAAGCAGCAAGGGGAAGUACAAGGAGUCUAUCAAAUUAAAGUUACAACCUCGGCUUUGGCCUUGCUACUAUCCACAAGGCAUGCUUCACUGGGGAGUAUUUAUGUACAGGGCCAUUUGAUUAAGUCUGCUACAGGGAUAACUACUCGCUCAAAAGCUAAAUCCACUCCGGACCAGUGGACAGUUGUGCAGCUCCCUGCGAAGAUUGUGGCUUUGUUGGCUGAUGCAUUGAUUGAAAUUCAAGAACAAGUGCCAGCAGGUGAUGACGAGGAGGGUGAGUGGGAAGAAAUUCAGGAAGGAGAUGUGGAAUCUGAUAAUGCACUGAUGUACUCUGCAGCUGGUACAUCCGCUGGCAGAACCACAUAUGAUCAACUUGAAGCAAUUGCUAAAGCAUUUAAUGAGAAUGACGAGGAUGGGGAUGAUGAUGGCCUGUUGCAUGUCGACGAUCCACUGAAUGAGAUUAAUUUGGCAAGUUGUCUUUUGGAGUUCUUCACAAAAUUUUCUGACUGCGACAGGGAGCUGUUUGAUCAUAUUUUCCAGGGUUUAACUCAGGCUCAACAAGCAGCUAUCCGGACAGUGUUAGUGCGAUAAGGUGCUUGCUCGCUAGAUGGAUUCUUAUAUGAUUCUGGGCAUUACAUCGCGUUCUAUUUAAUUUUUUCGUUUCAUUAUUUUUUGUUUCUGGGUUAUUGGCAGUCGGGAGCAAAAUUAUUCCAUUGAUUGAUCGAUUGAAGAAAUUGUUGAGUGUGAGUUUGUAAAGCAAGUAAUGCGUUUCCUUUUUUUAUUAGAUAUACAAAAUUUUGCUUUGAUGUCCAAUUUUUUUACGGAGAAACAGAAGAAUCGCCUUUAUAAUAUAUGGAGUAUAAGAAAGAAAGGUACCAGCUUAAAAUGAAGUGACCAGAAGAAACAAUCUUCUAUGUAUGAAGACAUUCUUUUAUUUUUAUUCAAGUAGUAGUGUAUAAACUCAAAGUUAUAUAACUAUCUGGGAAUGAUAUCACAUUUGGUAUUUAUAGAAUGAGGAUUUUUCUGAUCA
Molecule: messenger RNA, 3705 nt
Organism: Mercurialis annua (annual mercury)
Lineage: Eukaryota; Viridiplantae; Streptophyta; Magnoliopsida; Malpighiales; Euphorbiaceae
Exons: 33
Coding region: 180-3266 (1028 amino acids)
Biological process (GO): protein import into nucleus
Cellular component (GO): nuclear envelope; cytosol
Molecular function (GO): small GTPase binding
Source: RefSeq, a predicted model, not a curated record